UCUAACCCAACUUCCAUAAAUAACAAAACAACCAAAAUCCUAAACAUCUACCAUCCUCUCUCUCUCCAAUUUCCAUACAUAGAAGAAAAACACCACUAAGCACUACCCAUUUACCAAGAUAUUAAGCCAAGAACCAUGACUGAUAGGGUGCACCCUUCUUCCAAACCGGCGGCAGCCAACGGCACCACACCCACCGCCACCCCCUCUGGCACCCCGUCCUCCGCAGCCAACAAGGCCAGAUUAUACAACCCCACUCGCCAACCCUACCGUCCCCAACCCCCUCGCCGCCGCCGCAGCCGAAGCUGCUGCUGCUGCUGGACCAUCCUUUCCAUCAUCCUCUUCCUCAUCCUCAUCACCGCCAUCGCCAGCACGGUCCUCUGGCUCAUCUACCGCCCCCAACGCCCCGCCUUCUCUCUCUCCUCCUUACAGAUAUCCCAGUUCAACCUCACCACAUCUUCCCAACUCAGCUCCAGGUUCAACCUCACUGUCACUGCUCGAAACCCUAAUAAAGAACUCGUAUUUCUAUACGAGCCCAUCACGGUUUCUGUCACCGUUGACGGAGUGGACGUUGGAAAUGGGUCGUUUUCAGGCUUUGUGCAUGGCAAAAAGAACACUACUACUUUGAGAACACCUAUGAUAAGAUCAGGUCAAAGUAUGGACAGUAAGUCGGUUGGUAUAUUGAAGUCUGAUAUGAAGAAGAGUUUAGAGUUGAAGGUUCAGUUAGAUACCAAGGUGAGAGUGAAGGUGGGAAGUUUGAAGACUAUGAGGGUUGGACUUAGGGUUUCAUGUGAUGACAUUAGAGCUGCUGUGCCUACAGGAAAGUCGGCCACGACAGCCACCACAUCGGAUGAUAAGUGUGAGGUUGACUUCAGGAUCAAGAUCUGGAAAUGGACCAUAUGAUCAAUUUUUUAAAAUGUGUGUAUUCAUGAAUGUUUUUUUUUUUUUUUUUCCUUCUUCUUUUGGAUUUUUGUACGUUUUUGGUUUUUUGGUCAUAAAUGUAUUUUUUUUUUGAUUAAUAUGGUUGUGAAUUCAAGAUUUUUGGAUGAUUAUUCCAGGGUUAAGAAAGUUAUUACGUACAAUAUUGAUAGUAAUUGUGAGUGUGUAGUGGUUGAAUUAAGAAUUUUAUUUUUAUUUUUAUUUUAUUUUAUUUUUCC
Messenger RNA from Cornus florida, 1154 nucleotides. RefSeq names its product NDR1/HIN1-like protein 10. The transcript has a single exon. Bases 136 to 900 code for a protein of 254 amino acids. Gene Ontology annotation, cellular component: plasma membrane. NCBI's taxonomy places the organism in Eukaryota, Viridiplantae, Streptophyta, Magnoliopsida, Cornales, Cornaceae. The record is from RefSeq and is a predicted model, not a curated record.